Molecule: messenger RNA, 17196 nt
Organism: Prinia subflava (tawny-flanked prinia)
Lineage: Eukaryota; Metazoa; Chordata; Aves; Passeriformes; Cisticolidae
Product: hydrocephalus-inducing protein-like
Exons: 60
Coding region: 1-12837 (4278 amino acids)
Biological process (GO): axonemal central apparatus assembly; cilium movement
Cellular component (GO): axoneme
Source: RefSeq, a predicted model, not a curated record
AUGCGGCAGUGUGAUUUGCUGCAGCCAUUGCCAAAGGUCUGGCUGGAAAACUUCACGGAGCAAAAAAUAAAGGAGAAGAAGGACUUUUGUGAAGAUCGCUCUGCCCUCCUGAGCAACAAAGUCAAGGAGGAGAUGGCAAAGGUGCAGGAAGACCCCAUGCUGUUCUCCGAUGACAUUUUUAUCAUUGAGCCAAUAGAGGGAGAGAUUGGGCCAUAUUGUUCAGCUGAAAUCAAGGUGACCUUUAAACCCCUAGAAGCACGGGAGUAUCGACGUGUGGCUUACUGUGACAUCUCAGGACGUGAGAGCAGGCUGCCCCUGAACCUCAGAGGAGAAGGCCAAGGACCCUUGCUUGAAUUCAGCUGUAAAACUCUGAACCUUGGGAAGAUUUUUUUCAGAACGACUCACAUCCAUGAGGUGGAACUGAUUAACAAAGGAGUUCUUGAUGCUCCCUUCACCUACAUCCCUUCAGCCACAAAAGUGGGCUGCUGCUUCCAGUUUGCACCCAAGGAGGGCAUCAUUGCACCGGGUAGGAUCCAGACUCUUCAGUUCUCCUUCAAUGCCAGCAUAGUAGGGUCGUUUUGGGAAGACUUCCAGUUCAGUGUGGCUGGAUCUCCUAAGCCUGUGAUCCUGUCAAUCAGGGGCUGUGUCAGUGGACCGACUUUACAGUUCGACACCAAAGCCAUGAACUUUGGUGACAUCUCCUUUGGCUUUCCCUACACCAAGACCUGUCGCCUCAUUAACAAUUCCGAGAUGCCCCUGACGUUCCAGCUCCGCAUGUCGGAGGAUGGCACGCAGCCUGCUGUGAGCUGCUUUGAUCAAAUAUGCAGCGACACUGACCCAUCCUGGAGGGAGGGAAUUCAUUUUGAUGCGGAGCCAAGGGAGUUUACAAUGAAUCCCAGCCGAGGGACCCUCCUCCCCCAGGAACACCAGGAUAUUGAGGUGACCCUGUGUUCCAAUACCGUGAUGGAAUUCAACCGGAAACUGCUGGUGGACGUGGAGGGGAUGGGCAAGGAACUGGCAUCACUGAUCAUCGAGGCCAGAUGUGUCGUUCCUGAGCUGGAAGUAAUACCCCAAAUCCUGUCGUUCGAUGAGUGCGACCUGAAGGUGCCAUAUGAGAAGAAGUUCUGCAUUAGGAAUACCACCGACCUUCCUGGCUGCUAUGGGCUUAUUCCCCAGAGACGCAAGGAGGACUCUCCUGUGUUCUACUCCAGCCCCAAACCCUGUGGGAUUGUCCUGCCUCGGAGCACUGCAGAGAUUCCUGUUCUAGUUGAAGUCCAAAAGCUGGGCAAGCACAGCGCCGAAGUUCUUAUCGGCGUGUUCGGGGAUGAAAGAAACCCACUGAGAACAACACUGUGUAGCCUUGGACGGCUGGCAAUCUACCCAAGUCCUAGGCGGAUAGAGUUUGGCAGGACCCAAGUGCUAAAGCCUAAAUCACAACAUUUUAGGCUCAUCAACGAAGGUCUCGUGGACACAGACUUCAGGCUGGAGAUUGUAAAGAAACCCCAUUGCUAUGUCAUUGAACCCAGAGAAGGAGUGAUCCCAGCUAGGGGUGAGGUUCCUGUGACUAUCACAGCAACCCUGGAUGACACUGGGUUUUUUGCUGAUGAUAUCCAGCUGUUCAUUCGGAACAGCCUUUGGACCACUUUCUUGGUUGAGGCUUCUGGCAUUGGCACCACAAUUGUCAUAGACAAACCAUUCGGCCCAGAGCUCAACUUGGGAUACCAAUUCAGCCUCCUUCCCUGUAUCCGUCGGUUCAAACUGACAAACGAGGGUGACCAUUCCCGUCGGCUCUUCUGGAGGGUGGAAUGGAAGAGCCCAGCUGAGGAGGAGGGCCAGAGCACGUCAGCCCUGAGUAGCCCCAAGGCCGAAGAUGAUUCCCGGAGCCCCAAACGUACCACCCCCGUGUUUGGGCUGGAGCCACGGUCGAUGGAGCUGCAGCCAGGCCAGUCUGUGGACGUGGUGCUGCAAGGCUUCUCCAACAUCCCGCAGGUGGUGCAGGAUUAUGUGAUCUGUGAAGCCGCCAUUGGGACAAGCAGCAUGACAAACAAGAUAAUAAAAACAAUCGUUACCUGCCAGUUUAUUGAUCCCUCUAUAGAAGUAUCAGCCAGACGAUUUUCUUUCCGGGUGGAGAAGAAGAAACCCAGUGAUGUUCUGACUCUGCAGUACAAGCCUUUGGCUAUAAAAAACACCUGCUGCCUGCCACUCGACCUUAUGCUGGACUUGGAGCAGCCGUUUCUGGUCUGCAAUGCUGACCAGCAGCCCCUCCCAGCUGGCCAGCCCGUGACAGUGGAUGUAGGGGAGACCUGUCAUCUCUGCAUCGCAUUUGACCCAGCUUAUAAAGUGGAUUUUAAGAGCUGGAAAGAAAAGAAGGUCUUGAAGAUAGAAAUGGUCAGGGGCCAUCCUUCUGUGGAGUAUAUCACCCUCCACGGAGAGGCCCACUUCCCACAUCUCCAAAUCCAGCCCAGCACCCUGAAGUUUGGCCGCAUCGUGGCUGGCACUAGAGAAGUGCGUUCUCUGGAGAUGAGCAACUGCAGCCCGCUGCCUGUCCAGUACCACUGGUCAUUCCAGGCAGACAGCCAGGUGAACAGGCUGAGAUAUGACCCUCACCCACCUGAAUUCAAACCCGAACCACCAAAGCUGACAUCGUUCUCUGUGGAUCACCCGGCAAGUCGAUGGAGACACUUCAAGAGUAGAAAUGUCACAGCCCUGGAAGAAUUGCAGAGUGAAUUGCAGAAUUUUGCCCAAUCUUCAGAAACAGAGGUGCCAACACAUGCCUGGGCGGAGUAUUGCACCCAACCAGGAGUCAGCUUACAUAUUCAUGUACCGUACACUCCCCUCGCAGUGGAGGAGGCUUUCAGUAUCCAGCCGCUGUCAGGUGUGCUGCAGCCGGGAGAGAGACAGGAGGUCUCCUUCACCUUCACUGGCCACCUCAACAUCAGCGCCCCUGUCACAGCGCUGUGCCACGUGGACGGAGGCCCCACCUACAGUGUGGAGGUGACCAGGAAGGCCAGAAGUGUCAGCUACUCCCUGAGUUGCCGGGAGAUCGACUGCGGCUUACAGAUGUUUAAUGAAAUUCAUCACAGCAAGGUCACCCUGAUGAACACCAGCAAGAUUAAAUUCAACUGGGAGCUAAAGCCUAGCACUGCAGACCAAGAUCUGCCUGGUGUGUUUCUGGUCAACCCCACCAUUGGCUCCAUUGCACCUGGCGAAGAGCAAGUGCUGAAAUUCUCUUACAUGCCAGGAUUACCAGGAGCCUUCAGCAAGACUUACGAGCUUAAAGUGGCUGACCUGGACCCAGAAAAUAUCUGUCUGAAAGGAAAAACAUCCCUUCCCAUGAUGAGAGUGAGCCUGCCCUGGAACAUCAAAGGAAAAGAAGAAUGUGAGAGGCCACCAGAACAGCUCAUAAAGCCCCUGCAACAACACAGUCAGAGGAAAGAAUCAGUUGUUGGGAAUAAGACUCAGAGCCCGAAGACUGAGACCUUGAAGUCUCAGACCCUGAAAACUCAGACCCCAAAGACUGAGACCCUGAAAAUACAGACCCCAGCGACUCAGAGCCCAAAGACUCAGAUUCUGAAGACUCAGAUUCCGAAGACUCAGAAGCAGAAGCUCCACUUGCUUGGCUCUGGCACUAUACCAAGCAUUCGGCUGCAGGUAAAGAUGGCAGAAAAGGCUGCUGUGGAGCUGCGGCGAAAGUGCAAAUGUGAUCCCCUGAAUAGCAAUCUCUCUGACCUGCAGCAGUGCCUGAGGCUUGACAACAUUGAGCUGCCUGAGUACAUCCUGGACAUGGGCUCUAUGCUUAAGGGUCGCACUAAGAGACGGACUGUGGCGAUCACCAACCCUGGGAAGAUGCUCCUGUCCUUCCAGAUGGAUGUAUCUGUCCUUCAGGGCACAGGUUUCAGCAUGGAUCGAUACCAGGUGGAGGACCUGCCUCCCAACUACACUGUGAAAUUUAAAGUGACAUUUAGAAGUGCCUGCUGCCCCCAGGGUGAUGUGGAUGUGCUGCUGCCCAUCAAGGUAGCAAAGGGCCCCAGGUAUACCAUCCACCUCCACGCCACUGUGUUGGAACUCUCCCUCAACAUCUCAAAGGACACACUGCAGUUCUCUGAUACCCUGGUUGGGCAGUGCCAGAUUGAGACAGUCCGGCUCUACAACUGGUUCCAAGUCCCCUGCCAAUGGUCCAUUACUGCCAUCAAUACUGCCUCUACUGUUGUGGAGAACAAUCAACGCAAAUGCACAGCACCAGCCCUACGUCGGAAGCGGCAGGCACUGAAGGAUAAGCCCUGUCCCUUUGAAGUGAGGCCCUCCAGAGGAACCCUUGCUGCAGGAAAGUGGCAGAACUUGCAAAUCCAGUUUACACCCAAGGAGGAGAGGUUUUACGAGAAUGAGCUGGAUAUUAGCAUUCAUAGGAGCUGCAAUCACUUAAAGCUGCACCUCUCAGGACAAGGUCUGGAGCCACUGUUGGAGUUCAGCCCCCCAGCACUAGAGAUGGGAUGGAUGCUGGUGGACAGCGAUGGGGUGGAGGCCACAGUGGUGGUGAAGAACCCAUCCAACUUCCCCAUUGAGUUUUACUCAUUGGAUUUUGAUGAGCAGUACCUGGAGGAGGAGAAGAUCCUGCGGAUGGCCAUGGGGUCUGAGUACCAACAGAACUUUUUAAUGCCUCCACGCGCCGUGGGCGGGACGCUGCCGCCAGAGGUGCUGGAGGACUAUGAAGCACAGAAGAGGCUGAAGGCUCAAUGGGCAGAGCUCAAGGGCAUGGCAGAGGCUGAGGCCACAGCUGAGGCUGAGGCCAAGGGCAAGCCAGCACCAGCUCAUCACAGCGCUGUCACAUUCUAUCCUGAGCCCAUGGGGGAAGCAACCAGGAAUCCCAUCUCUCGGGCUGUCAUGCGCCACCUGGGCAUUGACCCGUCUUCAGAGACGCGUGAAGCACAGCAGGACAGAGGGAUCGUUGUCAUUGUCCAUGGGCCACCCCUGGCAGGAAAGACAGAGAUAGCGGCGGCCCUGUGUCGCUAUUAUGACGCUGCUUGCCUGUCCAUUGACACCGUGGUGAAAGAGGCCAUCGCCAAUGAUGGGAGCCCAGCAGGGCUCCGUGCCCGGGAGCUUUGCACCAAGGCUGCCAAGGAGAAGGAGGCCAAAGAUGGUAAAAAGUCUCAGCUCAGUCCUCGGCCCAAGAGUAAAAAUACCUCAGCGGAAAAAAUCAACAAGAAGAGUUCCAAAGGCAAGAACACUCCAGUACAAAAGAAGAAGGAGACAGUCGAGUUCACAGUUUCCACUGCUCCUGCGCCGCAGCAGCUGAACAUCACCAGCAGUUGUGGGGAAGAGCUGAACUGCUUGAGCUGUGUGCUGCCCGAGGACCUGCUGGUGGACAUCGUCUGUGAGAGGCUGCAGCAUAAAGACUGCUACAAGGGAGUGGUCUUUGAUGGCUUGGAGAGCCUCUUUGCAAGAAGCCUGGACUCCUCCCUGCUCUGUGUACUCAAAGCUGUCAAGAAUCGUCAGCACAUCUUCACCGUGAAUGUGCAUCAGGAUUAUGCUACUUGGAAAGCCAAGGAGGAAGCUGAAAGAGAGAGGAAGAGGAAGAGGAAGGAAGCUCAAAGAGAGAAGAAAGAACUGGAGCGGAAAGAAGCUUUUCAGAGGAACCUAGAUCGUGUCUUGCGAAUGGAUGAGGAAGAGUAUGAUGCCCUCUCUAAGAAGGAGAAAGCUGCAGUGGACAAAAUAAUGCUGGAAAGGACGCGUAUAUUGUGGCAGAGGGAGAAGCAGCGGAGGGCUCAAAAGCUUGAGGAGAAGGCAAAAGCCUUAGAGGAGGAAGAGAGGCGGAAGAAGGAAAAGAAGGGUGCAAAACCAGAGAAGGGUGAAACCAAAGCCCCAGAGAAGAAGGAAACGAAAGCCCCUCAGAAGGGGGAACCCAAAGCCCCAAAGAAGGGGGAACCAAAAACCCCUGAGAAGCGGGAAUCCAAAGCCCCAAAGAAGGAGGAACCCAAAACCCCUGAGAAGCGGGAACCCAAAGCCCCAAAGAAGGAGGAACCCAAAACCCCUGAGAAGGGGGAACCCAAACCCCCAAAGAAAGGGGAACCCAAAACCCCUGACAAGUUGGAAUACAAAACCCCUGAGAAGGGGAAAAUGAAAGCCCCAAAGAAGGGGGAACCCAAAACCCCUAAAAAGGGGGAACCCAAAGCCCCAGAGAAGGAGGACCCCAAAACCCCUGAGAAUUUGGAAUCCAAAACCCCUGAGAAGGGGGAAAAGAAAGCUCCAAUGAAGGUGGAACGCAAAACCCCUGAGAAGGGGGAACCCAAAGCCCCAAAAAAGAAACCCAAAAGCCCUGAGAAGGGGAAAACCAAACCCCCAAAGAAGAGGAAACCUAAAACCAUUGAGAAGGGGGAACCCGAAACCUCUGAGGAGUGGGAAUCUGAAACCUCUGAGGAGUGGGAAUCCGAAACCUCUGAGGAGUGGGAAUCCGAAACCUCUGAGGAGUGGGAAUCCGAAAUCUCUGAGGAGUGGGAAUUCUUAACCUCUGAGGAGGAGGAACCUGAAACCCCUGAGAAGGGGGAACCCAAAGCCCCAAAGAAGGGGGAACCCAAAACCCCUGAGAAGCGGGAACCCAAAGCCCCAAAGAAGGGGGAACCCAAAACCCCUAAAAAGGGGGAACCCAAAGCCCCAAAGAAGGGGGAACCCAAAACCCCUAAAAAGGGGGAACCCAAAGCCCCAAAAAAGAAACCCAAAAGCCCUGAGAAGGGGGAAACCAAACCCCCAAAGAAGAGAAAACCUAAAACCAUUGAGAAGGGGGAAACCGAAACCUCUGAGGAGUGGGAAUUCUUAACCUCUGAGGAGUGGGAAUCCGAAACCUCUGAGGAGUGGGAAUUCUUAACCUCUGAGGAGUGGGAAUCCGAAACCUCUGAGGAGUGGGAAUUCUUAACCUCUGAGGAGGAGGAACCUGAAACCCCUGAGAAGGGGAAAACCAAACGCCCAAAAAAGAGGAAACCCAAAGACUCUCAGAAGGGGGAACCCAAAGCCCCAAAGAAGGGGGAACCCAAAGCCCCAAAGAAGGGGGAACUCAAAAGCCCUGAGAAGGGGGAACACAAAGCCCCAAAGAAGGGGGAACCCAAAGCCCCAAAGAAGGGGGAACUCAAAAGUCCUGAGAAGGGGGAACCCAAAGCCCCAAAGAAGGGGGAACCCAAAGCCCCAAAGAAGGGGGAACUCAAAAGCCCUGAGAAGGGGGAACCCAAAGCCCCAAAGAAGGGGGAACCCAAAGCCCCAAAGAAGGGGGAACUCAAAAGUCCUGAGAAGGGGGAACCCAAAGCCCCAAAGAAGGGGGAACCCAAAGCCCCAAAGAAGGGGGAACCCAAAGCCCCAAAGAAGGGGGAACCCAAAGCCCCUCAGAAAGGGGAAUCCAAAGCCCCUGAGAAGGGGGAUCCCAAACCCCCUGAAAAGUUGGAACCCAAAACCCCUGAGAAGGGGGAACCCAAAGCCCCAAAGAAGGGGGAACCCAAAGCCCCAAAGAAGGGGGAACUGAAAGCCCCUCAGAAAGGGGAAUCCAAAGCCCCAAAGAAGGGGGAACCCAAACCCCCUGAAAAGUUGGAACCCAAAACCCCUGAGAAGGGGGAACCCAAAGCCCUAAAGAAGGAGGAACCCAAAGCCCUAAAGAAGGAGGAACCCAAAGCCCCUGAGAAGAGGGUACCCAAAACCCCAAAGAAGGGGGAAUGCAAAACCCCUGAGAAGGGGGAACCCAAAGACGCUCAGAAGUUGGAACCCAAAACCCCUGAGAAGGGGGAAACCAAAGCCCCAAAGAAGGGCGAACCCCAAGCCCCAAAGAAGUUGGAAACCAAAACCCCUGAGAAGGGGGAACCCAAAGGCCCAAAGAAGGGAGAAACCAAAGCCCCAAAGAAGGGAGAAACCAAAGCCCCAGAUAAAGGGGAAAUGAAAGCCUCAGAGAAGGGUGAAACCAAAGCCCCAGAGCAAGAACAAACUGAAAUCCCCGUGGACGCAGCUGAGAUGGAGAAGAACUUGAUCUUGAGGUUUCAGAUCCAUGAGUCAUCACAGCAGAAUGUCGCACAGGUUUUCUCCUACUGGGACAGGGUUCGGGGUACCAUGGAGUUACCUGUGAUCGAAAAGGGAAUCAAGAAACAGCUUUCAGCUGAAAGCAAAACUCAGAAGACGAGUAAGGCUCAGGCAAAGGUGGAGAAGCCUGCACAAAAACGUGGACGCUCAAGGAGUCUUCUGUCACCUCAGCUGGAGACGAAAAGCAAAGUUGCAGAGGGGACAGUCAGAGAUGAGCAUGUCGGGGUGCCGUGCCUGGACAUCCAGGUCACAAAUCCAAAGGCCAUGUUUAUGGAGAUCCUGAGCAGUGGGAGGCUGCCAACGUUUGAAGAGAUGCUGAGACAUCUGGGACUGCAUCCCGAAGGGCCUCCCCUUCCCCCUGCUGUCGUCUUCUCCGUAGUCCCCUACCCAGAGGAGCGGCUGCGCUCUGCAGAGCGCGUGAAGCUCUUCACCAUUGACGCACCAGAAGGUGCUGCUGUGGAGGACAAUCUGGCCAAGGCCCCAGAUGGGAAGGGCAGUUCUGCCAAGGGCCAACCAAAGAUGGGUCAAGUGACCAGCAGAGACAACUCUCCAAAGGAGAACCAGAUCUCCACACAGAGAACAGAAAGUCCCUGGGACUCAUCCACAACAAGACCCAAAAGUAUGCUGGAAAGUGCCUUGAUCCCCACAGAAUUCCUCAGGCUGAAACGGUACCGGUGGAUAGUGCCUGCCCACGGUGAGGUGGAACUGAAGGUCCACUUCUUCACGGAAAUGCCGGGGAACUUUGAGCAGACACUGAGGUUUGAGCUCGUGGAGACAAAGCGCCAGUACGAGCUGCCCUGCAGUGCCACUGGCCUGUACCCCAGCAUCAGCCAGGACCCACGGCUGGUGUUUCCACAGUGGAGGAAGACCAUGAAAAAAGAUGAAAUCAUCUUCAAGAAAUAUGUUGAGAGCACCAAGCAAUUCCACUUUGGACCGCUGCUGUGUGGGAAAUCAAGAGAGUGGUACCAGGCCCAGAACUGUCCUGGCAACUCGGAGGGUAUAAACAUCCUCAACGACUCCCCCGUGGAUGUAGAGGUCCAGUUCUCCUUUGAGAAUGAUGAUAAAGGAGAGACGUUCCUUUUGGACCCUCCCAGCAUGACACUGAAACCAAACGAGAAGCAGGCGCUGACCAUUUGGGCAUACCCCACUUCCCCUGGCUUCCUGGAAGACAGACUCAUCUGCUGCAUUGAGAAGAACCCAGAGCCAGUGGUCUUCAGCCUGUGCUGCUAUGGAGUCCAUCCGCAGCUGGAUGUCAGCCCCCUGGAGCUGUCUUUCAAUAAGCGGCUUCUGCACAGGCGUGACAGCAGGACCUUGGUCCUGAAAAACGACACCCUACUGCCCAUGGCCUGGCAGCUCAGUGGGCUGGAUGACCUUGUUGAGGACUUCUCCUUGUCACAAGAUCAGGGCACCAUUGAUGCCCUCUCAGAGUUUGAAGUGACACUGAAUUUCAGUGCCGGGCAGGUUGGCAGCAUUGAGAAGACCCUGCGGCUAGAGGUUACAGAUACAGAAAACAUCCUGGGGAUUGUUCAGGCUGAAAACAUCAAAGUCUCUGCAGAGGUCUAUGAUGUUCUUGUGAGCAUCGACAUGCCUGAAGGUCCAGAUGGAAAUUUGGAAUUUGGAACCAUUAAUGUCCUGGAUAAGGUGAAGAAAGUCAUGAGUCUAAAGAAUAAAGGGGUAUACGACCUUGAAUACAGGUUCAUGCUGAAGGGUGCAGGUCGCAGUAUGAAAGACUUGGCAUCCCACUUCACUGUUGAGCCUCAAUCGGGCACGCUGCUUACCUCCCAGCCUGACGUGAAUAUCGAGAUGCUCUUCCACCCCACAAGGGAAAUCCUCCUCAAGAACAAACCCAUCCUGUACUGCCGGGUGAUGGAUGCCAACUCACAGGAAGGAGUCCAGACUGUCACUGACAUCCCAGUGAGGGUAUCAGCAAAAGCUGUGUACAGCAAGUACAGCAUUGAGCCUGCCUCACCCAUCAACUUUGGUGCCAUGCUCAAGGGCACCAAGAAGACCCAGACUGUUGUGCUGGAGAACAAAGGCAUGCUCCAUUUCAACUUCCACAUCCGCCAAGCCCCCAAGGAUGCAUCUGCCUUGGAAAGCCAAAGUUCAAAGCAAGGGGAAUCUGCUCCGUUGGCUACAAAGCAGUCAAUGAGAAGGAAAUCAAGCUCCUCGACACAGGGUUCCCUCAAUCUCGGCAUGUUCACGGUGUCCCCUUGCUGCGGCUCCAUCGGUCCGUGGGGCCAGCAGAAGAUCACAGUGGAAUGCCUCGCAGGGCAGGAGGGGACAUGUGAGGAGCAGCUCUACAUUGACAUCACGGGCAGAGACCCCAAGGACAAUCCCCUCGGCAUUCCCUUUACCCUGACUGCCGAGUCCUGCCUCCCAGCAAUCGUUGAGGAUGUCACAUCAAUCUUUGAGGACUACCCAAUCUGCAGCAGCGCCGACCUCAGCAACACACUGCAGUCAGUGAAAGGUGCAGGCCUGUUCAUCAGAGAUGAGAACAAAUUCAUCUUCUGCAAGGUUCUGGCUGGGCAAAAGGCUGAAGCGCAUUUCAAAAUCUACAGUGCAAGCGGUCUGCCAUGUGAUGUGGUCCUCUCCAUCCAAGCCCUGCCUGGAAAGGAAAAAAGCCCUAUCAACAACUUUUUCAACUUGUAUCCAGUCAAGAUGUCCAUUCCUGGCUCAUCCUAUGCUGUUGCUACGGUGAUCUUCACCCCACCAGAUGAGCAGACCUAUGAAUGCACUUUCAAGGCUUCCCUUGUCAUCCCAAAAAGCUCUGUGAAAAUUAGACCCCAAGUCCUGACCUUCACCAUCAGUGGGAAGGGGCACGAGCCGCAGGUGACAGUCGUGUGCCCAAGUGCUCGCAGCAGCAGGGGAAACGCCGUGCUGCGCUUCAAGAGGCUCCAGCUGGGGGACUCAGAGAUGCUCCCCCUGGUCGUGUGUAACAACGGCGUCGUCCCUGUCAAGUUUAUGUUACACCUGGAGGAUGAGCAUGGAGCGUUCCUCUUGAAAGGCAGGCGCUCCACACUAAAGAGAUUCUACACUGAAGAUGUGGAAGAGGACUCCGUUAGAAAUGAGAAGAAGCCCCCAAAGCCUUUCCUGCUUCUGGAUCACGGGCAAUCAACAGAGUUUGAUGUCAUUUUCAAACCCACCCUGGCUCAACAUCUGGAAGGGAAGAUUCGUGCCUUAGUGGGGGACACCUACUCUAACAAGACCUUAAUAGAGCUGGUGGGUGAAGGCCACAAGGAUGAAUUCACCCUGGGUGGACUAGAUGAGGAGGACAGGAAUGCUGAAAGCAGCCUGAAGAAAGACAUCAUUGAUGCCGUCAGAGUGAAUGAGAUCCAGUUUGGGGCCUCUCCUGUUGGGAAGCUCCGCAGCAGGACCUUCACCAUCACCAACCACACCCAAAGGAAGGUCAUGCGCUUUGAGUGGGAGGCAAACGCCCCAUUCCAGUUCUCCCCCAAGGUGGGACAUCUCUAUCCUGGCAGUGCCAAAUCCAUCACAGUGACCAUGAAAUCAGAUGUCCCAGCCACCUUCCGGAGGCACCUUGUGAAAUGUAAGGUGACCAAGAUCAACUUUGAGCUGCCACAAGGGAAGGUUCAGGACUGGGAUGACAAAAUGUGCAUUGUCACAUGGAAGGUUUCCACCAGGAAAGACCCAGCAGCCCACAGGCCUGAAUUUUUUCAGAAGGUGGUGGAGCCGGUCCCGGAACCGGCUCACACCGUGGUGGAGGACAGCAGCCGGGAGGCCAAGGUGUACCUCAGUGCUGUUAUUGCCUACACCGAGUUCGAACUGAGCACAAUUGUGGUUCAGCUCAAGGACAUCCUGCCCUUCCAGACAAGCACAGCCACUUUCAGGAUGCACAACACAGGGCAGGUACCCCUGGAAUACUCCUGGGAGAAAGCUGCAGAUAGUGAAGCAGUGAAGAAGCCAUACUCAACCGCUCUGAUGUGUCGGUUCCUCUCCUCUGCUACUGUAAGGCAUCGCAACGAGCUGCUGCGUCGUUUCUGGUGGGAGCAGGAUCAUCCUUCUGAGCUGCAGCGGCUGCAGCAGCUUGCCAAGCAGCAGCAGCAGCAGGAUUCCCAGCAGCAGCAGGAUUCCAAACAGCAGCAGCCUUCUGAAUGGCAGCGGCUUUAUGAGAAGGAGCCUUCUAUGGAGGAAACACUUUAUGAGGACGACUUUCCUGAGGAAAUACAGCGUAUUGUGGCAGAGGUGCUUUCUGAGAAGCAGCCUUUAGAGAAGAAGCUUAGUGAGGAGCAGCUUUCUGAGGAGCAGCUUAGUGAGAACCAGCUUUCUGAGGAGGAGCAGCUGUAUUCCAAGCAGAAGAAGUGUUCCAAGGAGCAUUCCAAGAAGCAUUCCAAGUGGCACCGCUCCAAGGAACGACACCUCUCUCAGCAGCAGUGGCAGGAACAGCCCAAGCAGCAGGACCAUUCCAAGAAGCCACGCCACUUGAAGGAAAAGCAGCUCUCCCUGCAGCGUGUCAGUUCCUCCCUGGAAAUCUUCCCACAUGUCCUCCAUGAUCUGUUCUUCAUCAAACCCUACCUAGGCAUCAUCGCUCCUGGCCAGACGCAGACCUUUGAGGUGCUGUUCUCCCCGAAGUGCGCGGGGAAGUUCAUGAGCACCCUGCUGUGCAGGAUUCCUAACCUGAAGCCAACUCAGAAGAAGGUGCAGGUGAUUGUGAAAGGCACAGCCCAGGAGCAGAAGAGUCUUGGUAAACCGAAACACUCUGGGUUACAGCAGACACAGAAAGACCAGAGACCCAAGAAGCAAGUGCACUGGAAACAAACAUCUAAGUGACAGCGUUUGUGGCAGCUGGAGCAUCCGGCAGGAGCCACCAACAUUGUGUCUUCUGCUGCUGAUGGUCUCCAUUAAUAGUUAACUAAUUGUUAAUUGUUAUUAAACAGUUGGCAAUACAUUGUUAAUUGUCAGCUUGUCUUGGUUGGAAAGACAGGUGUCUGGGGGACCUUUCUGGAAUGGAGAAUGUGACCCCCUUCUCUCCAAAUUAUUACAACUAUGAAAUUAAGGGGCUUUCAGGCAAAGAUGGGGGAAAAGGAGUAACAGUUCUUUACUAGUAUGCAGAACAAGGCAAACAAACAACACUGGCAGCAACAACAAACAGAACCAGAUACCUAACCACAGCCUUCUCUCAGCUGCAGGCACUUUGCCUUUGGUGUUGUUCCAAUCACAGCUGGGCAGGGAAGGGAGGCAAAUAAUGAAUAAAUCAAUUGCUAGAUAAAUUCUAAUUAAGUUACACCAAGGAAUACACUGGAGAACUCAAGCACUGUGUGAUCACUUCUUAAGAACUUACUGCUGUGAGGCAGUCUAUACAGUAGGCAAAUUGUGACUGAACAAUGAUCCAUUUGUUAAAAGAUAGAUAAGAAAGUGAUGAGAAAACGCCCUAGUUAGGGAAGAGCCCUAGCCCUUAGGCCCUUUCAAAAUAUGCAAAUGGAUUACACUGAGUUCCCCAAAACAGAAGGAAAUAUCUUCUUGUAAUAGCUGAUUACCUCACCCAUGGGGUAGAAGCCCUUCCUAGCCCAACUCUAACUACUUCCAAAGUGGCUAAGAAGCUUAUAGCAUCGUGCUUUUUAGGAGUGGAGCUGAAGCCUAGACUCCAAUAAGCCUCUCUGGUGGGAAAGACCGCUUGGGAAAACUCAGGCAAAGCAGUAAAGCUCACAUAUCCACACACGCUGCCUGAUUUUGUAGCGUUGCAUGCCUAGUAAUCUCAGUGUCACUAAGCAGGUCCCUGAGUACAGAGGAGGUAGUGUUUGCCUGCUUACUAAGCCAGCAUCCAGGUGACAAAGCUCACCGAGAGCCUUAGCUGUGGCCACCCAAGGUAAAGUCAGUGAGAUCACGACUCUGUCCUUUAUUCCAAGUAUAAACUUGGCUAUCACAAUUUUCAUCAAACUUAGUGUAUGAUCUCUUUUGGCGUUCCAAUUUCCUUUUCUGUUUCCAUUCUGAAGUAAGGUUAUGUUGGGGGUGAGGACAGUAAGCUGGCCAAGGCUACAGGGACCUCUUUGAAGGCGUGAGGCGAUUCCAGCCCAUACUUGGUUUCCACAGAUAAGGAACACUCCCCAAGGCAACACUUUGGGAUGGAGUAUAGACAAGGAAAGUUUAAGACUGGUGUAACUGCACCAAUUUAGGGGGGAUAGUUUUUAUCAAAUGGGGUUACAUCCUUUCUAUGGGCAGACCUAAUAAAGUCAAGACAGGUCAAGAUUUCGUUGGGAGGUUGAUACUGAAACUGAAUGCAGUAAUGAGCCUUGGAAAACCCUUAACAGCUCCAAUUCUUGGGGUUUCUCUGGUGCUUGGGCUAAGGUCCAUGUCCACUCAUCCCAAACCUCUACCAGACUGGGUUUCUUAUCUGCAUAUGGGUAUUCAUUGGCUGCUAAGGGGACCUCUACAAGGCACGUUGACAGGCGGUUGUCCAUGCUGCCCAUGGACAGGCACAGGUUUGUUGGGAAGAAUGAAACAGAAAAACCUUUUAAAUAUGGCUGCUUAGAUUUUGGGAAUAUGAAACCUACAAGUGAGAUAGAAAUGAAGGCAAGUUUUGAAGUGUAGGAUACCAAGCCCUCAGCUAGUGAACAAUGGUAUGGCUAGCUGGGGGCAAUCUACCUUGAUUAAACAAGACCCUCUUGCUUGCCAAAGGUGGAAUGCUAAUCCUAUAGGCUGUAUGUAAAUGCUGUAAGAUCUGUAUCUUGCACUGGAUUGGCUAGUGUAAAUCAGAAUAUUCAACACAGAAGGAGAUUUAUUGUACUGCAACAAGAACUUGCUCUCUCUUUUCCUUGCCUGCUUCUACCUGUGCCUAGCAGCUCCAAGCAGUGUCCCUGCACCCACAAUAAACCACGUGUUCACAGAGAUGCUUUGUUUCCAGAGGUAUCUCGUCUACGUCGCAGCUCUCUGUGGAUCUCCUACAUAGGUUAUCUUGUUGUAAAGUCUUGGCUAGUGUGACCCAGAUGUUCUGGUUGGCCUGAGGAACAAUCCAUGCAUUAGCUGAUGGAAGGGUGAGGAGCAUCCAAAGUCCUACUUGGAGAAGAUAGGGACUCCCUGCCGCAGGAGACAUGGCAGGAUUCUUGUAGAUGAUGAGUUGAUCUGUGAGUUUGAAAAAAUGAAAUUUUAGACUUAUAUAAUCUUAACAGCCCCUCGUACCUUCCAUCCUAACCACUCAGUAUGUACUGUGUAGAAAGGGUAUGGGAAAAUAAGAGGGGAUAGCAGUGCAGCAGCCAACAGAGAGGUAGCAGUAAGAUUAACAAAAAAAAGUAACAGUGCAACACUAUUCGGGGAUGAAGUUCAUCAGAGAAUUUUACAGUCUCUUGAGGUACUGGAGGGUUGUCUUUUUCUGCAGCGAACAUCUGUGUUUAUAUUCCUUUUCCUUCUUCUACUCCACGCCUCCCGGGCUUGAUCUCCUUUCUGUCUCUGAGGUUGCGGAGAAGUGUCUGUGGGUGCAACCUUUAGCGGUUCAAUGUAUGGCUUGACUUUGCUGCCUGGAAUCCACCUUGGCCCAGAGUCUGUGGACACGCAAGCAUAUCCUCUCCAAGUUAUUAAUUGGAAUGGACCCAUUAUCUGCUUGGAUUCGGGAUCUUUGAUCAGCACAGGGGGUUUCUCUGAGAGCUGAGCUCUGCUUGUGUUGAAGAAGUGCCUGAGGGGGGGGGGGUUGGCUCCGUGAAUUAAUUAUUAAGAAAAUUGAUAACAUAAAGAGCCUUGCAUAAUUUUUCUACAUUUCAUAGCAUUUCAACGCCCCCAUGCUGCUGAUCAAGGACUCUCUUGAGAGUGUGGUGAGCCCUGUUGAGGAGUGGGGUAUUCCUGUGUCAUGUUUCACCCCUGAAUGACUUAGGAACUGUUUGAAAAUUUUUGAGCCAUAAGCAGGACCAUUAGCUGGGCUUGGGGAACACCUAGGGUGGAAAAUGCCUGGAGGAAGUGUCGGAUGACAUCUUUUGUCUUUUCUCCUGAGUGUGCUGAUGCAAAUAUAGCCCCAGAAAAUGUAUCUAUGGACAUGCGAAUGUAUAUCAGUCUCCCAAAGGGUGCAUAAUGUGUGACAUCUGUCUGCCACAACUGUGAACUCUCGAGGCCACGACGGUUAACCCCAGCCCCCAUGGAUGGCAAGGCACAAUCCUGGCAGUUGGGACAGGAACCCACUAUUGCUCUUACCUGUUCUCUAGUGAUUUUGAAUAUCCAGACUAGGGCUGGUACAUUUUGAUAAAGGAACUGAUGACUCAGUUUAGCCUGAUUAAAGAUAUCUGGUAGGGUAACUCAUACUGCCAUAGCUAAAGCGUUAGCUCUCCAGCUGCCUUCUGUAAUGGGUCCGGAGAGGUCAGUGUGUGACGGACAUUAUCACAUGCAUAAUGUGAUAUGGUUGCUCCUGGUGGGAGAGGAGGAAUACUAGCUUUGAGAGCAAGCUGUAUAAAGCUAGAUUUGCCACUUCCUUUAAUAGGGAAUGUUCUGCCCUCUCAACUAUCCUGGAAACAUAGUCCAAAUCAGUAACUAUAUCUAGAGGUUGUUUGAACUUUUCAAAGGCUCUGACAACAGCUGUGUGAAAAAUGUAGAAUGUUAAUUCAUGUUCUUAUAGUUACUGAAAUUUAUUGAAAACUAUAAAACUGUAUAUAUAUGUGUGUGUUGUAUGAAAAUGUAAGUUUCAGGACACCUUGUAACAUUUUGUUAAACCAAAUUAUGAAAAGGCAGGCACCACCCCAGAAGCUCACAUUCAGAAAUAGACAAAAGGUUUAUGGAAAACCGGCUGUCUGCUCGAGCACUGGGAGGAGACCCAUCAAGAUAAGGCGGCAGGACCAUCAACAGCACCAGACUACACCCUCACCGAACAUCAAGCAUCAUCAUCCAUAUCUUGGACCAUUAAUCAGCCAUGAGGAUCUAUAGAAACUGGACAUUAACAUAUGAACUGAGAGAAAGAAUUCUUUUCAGCCUAGCCGGAGACACCCUUGGAUUUGAAUAGCUAGCUAGGACACAAAGGGGAAAAUGAGGAAAUAUUGCCAAGGGCAGAAUAAAAUGUAUAAAAACUAAGCCCCAAAGCGGGCAAAUUUGUGAACCUAGGGGGAGACAGCAGACAGCCAGGUUCUGUGUCUCAAGGUUCACCCUUGGCAUUUUCCCAGGAAAAAGACUGUCAAGUAUCUCCGCUGUUGGUGGGUUUACCAAAAUUCUGUAAUUCGA